AUGAUUUUAAUGAAAGAGUAUGACAGGGAAGGUCUGUGCUUCUAUACAUACUAUAACAGUGCCAAAGGAAUGCAAAUUGAUAGGAAUCCUCAUGCUUCCAUGCUAUUUUACUGGCCUCAUGUUGAUAGACAAGUUCGAAUGGAGGGCAAACUUGAGAAAUUGCCCGUUGAAGCUGCAGAAGCUUAUUGGUAUCAUCGGCCAUUGAAAAGUCGUAUUGGUUCAAAAGUGAGCGAACAAAGCAAGAUGAUUCCAAACAGACAGGUUAGAUCUCUUCACCAUUUGUAA
Messenger RNA from Loa loa (African eye worm), 285 nucleotides. RefSeq lists its product as hypothetical. NCBI's taxonomy places the organism in Eukaryota, Metazoa, Nematoda, Chromadorea, Rhabditida, Onchocercidae. Gene Ontology annotation, biological process: pyridoxine biosynthetic process; pyridoxal 5'-phosphate biosynthetic process. Bases 1 to 285 code for a protein of 94 amino acids. The record is from RefSeq and is a predicted model, not a curated record. The transcript is spliced from 2 exons. Gene Ontology annotation, molecular function: pyridoxamine phosphate oxidase activity; FMN binding.